UCCUGUGUUCAGCCUCCUUUGCAACGUACCAGCGUAUUCUGUAUUUCAUUGAUAGUUCACGUAAAGCCCAUAUCGAUUCUGUUGACAGCUUGGCCGUGGAUCUACGGCCGUUACACCAGCGGGAGAGUUCGCGGGGAGCGGAAGUGAAUCGAAUCGAACCAAUGCCAAUCCCGUCCAUCCACGUCACCAGCCACAGCACCCACGACUUUUUCCAUAUCCUCAACUCACCAUCCACCACAUCGGAUACCUAAGAUGUCGGUCCGGCGGUAGCUUCGCUGUUCUCGAACAUCCACACCAAAGGCAGAGAACGCGCAACCUAGCCAGCCGGCCGCCGACAAGAUGGCGGCAGUGCGGAAUGGCGUGCAGGCCAGCGCCAUACCGGGCAGCAUCCUCCUCGUCAUCCACAACUUCGUCGCUAGAAGCGCCGAUGAAUUGAGCUUGGCGAAAGGGGAUCGCAUUGAGUUGAUCGAACGCGAUGACGAUUUCGGCGAUGGUUGGUUUCUGGGGCGGCAUAUGGGCAAUGGGAACACCGGGCUGUUUCCGGAAGUGUAUACCACCCCGGCACCGAAAGGCACAUUAACCGGUACGAACCAGCAACGUCGUAUCAGCGAUGUGCCGAAAAGCGUUGGCGCGACGAGCGGCGGUGACAGUGCGUCGACAUCACCAACAACGACUCGGCAAAGCAUGGCACCGCCAGCGCAGAUGCGGCCGGCGAGUACCACCCCCGCAUCCGCACAGCAGCCACCUUUGGCGCAGACGAGCGCGCUGCGAACCUCGCUUCCGACAACCUCACCCGGCACCCUCGCCAAAGCAUCCACCUUCAACGUCGACUCUCCCGUCAUGAACGAGACACUGUCUGUGAUCAACGAACACAUCACCGACAUGAGCACACCUCGCUCCUCCGCCUACACCAACGGUAACAAGCGCGAUACCAUGGGUAGCGUGUAUUCGCAGCCCAUGAACCGCUUCUCGUUCAUUCCCGGCCACGAGACGGACGAAGACGAGCACACCCUACAUACGGAAGACGAAGUCAUGGCGUGGAGCCCUCUACGUGUUGCGGAAUAUCUGGAAGAUAAUGGCGUGGAAAGACCGCACUGCGAAGUCUUCAAGGAGCAGGAGAUCAGCGGUGAGGUGCUCCUGGCGAUGGAUCAGUCCAGCUUGUUCAUCAAGGAGUUCGAUCUCGGUCCGGUAGGCCGGCGGCUAAAGACGUGGCAUAAGAUCAAGGCAUUGCAGGAUGAGGUCAAGCGCAGCAAUCCGGGAGCAAGUGACAGUGUGACAAGCGAGCUUUCAGCAGCCCCAGGUGCUCUACCCGGCGACUCUCCAGCCCCAAGUGAAGCGGGUAGGAACCGCAGCUCGACGAUGGGCGAGACCUUCCCACGGGGCCUGGAGUUCGCACCCCGGCAAAGCGAUGACACUGGAAGGAGCAGUACGCUGCAAACAUCAAGCCCAUCCGCACCGCAGCAACCAUCGCCCGGUAUCGGAGUCAGCAGGUCGCCGUCGCACGUCAUAUCUCCGCUACAAUCCAUGACGUCGAUGUCGCGACCGGAGAACACUUACCGGCCAUCUGCGCAGACCAUCAGACAGAUGCAGCAUGCGCGGAGACACUCGAGUAUUGACUCGACGUCUUCAGCUGGUGGCGCUCGCACAUCGGGCCAUAAGAAGCAGCCAAGCUUCGAUAAGCAAUGGACGCCCGGCCAAGCAAUGCGGUCAGCAGUGAGCGAUAGGAUCGCUAUAGGUGCGUUGGGAACUAAUGAUUCGAUAACGGAUCUCACCAAAUCUGGGGCUGCGAUGCCAUCAUCUUCACCUGCUGAGCUGGAUCGCGGUUACUUCUCAGAAAACCAAUCUUCGCAGCGCAAAGGCAACACGCUCAAGAAAGCACAAAGCACGACCGUAAGUCCGUUGCAGAGCCGGACAAACAGCUUCAUGUACAACACACGCAGCGCGGGACAGUCAGCAAGCGUGGGAUCACCACGUGACUCAAACGCUCCCAGCAUUAGCAAUGGGAUCUCAAAUCACAUGCAGAACGCCCUGAGCGCUGUGACGAACAAGUUCGGUGCUCCUACACGGGCAGCUACGAAUCCGCAACUUGGAUCCAAAUCCUAUAGCGACAUACAAGCUUCGGCGUCACCUGUAGUAACGAAGCUGGACCCAGGCAGCCAGACAUCCCUCGACGCGGUCGCAAACGCAGGCACAAGCGAUGCCACCUCGCCCAAACCCACCGACACCCCUACAUUCGCCAACGCGAGGCUUGGCGGCCACCGAACAGCAAGCGAAGCCGUCACAAAGAGCGAGAAGACGGCAAACGAGAUCCCCAUGGCGACCACCUUGGAAGAAGCCAAAGUAAUGGCCAGCCCGACCCGAACCGGUUCCACGACCCCUAGCACGGAGACUAGGAGCUUCGACCUACAAAAGUCGCUAGACGGUCAAAGCCGGCGCACCAGUGCAGGUAGUGCAGGGAAGCUCGCCCCACCCUCGGCGCAGAAACGACCGCGCGCGAAGACGAAGAAGUUGACGAGCGCUUACACGCGGGGACUGGAAAAGAUCAGUCCGGCAGAGCAGUUGAAGCGCGGGUGCGAUUACUCGGGAUGGAUGAAGAAGAAGAGUGGGAGUCUGAUGAGUACCUGGAAGCCGAGACUGUUCAUCCUCAAGGGCCGGAGACUGAGUUAUUACUACAAGGACGACGACACGGAGGAGAAGGGAUUGAUCGAUAUCUCCUUCCACCGCGUGCUUCCUGCCAACCAAGAAACGCUGACCGGCCUCCACGCGGCUGUGACAGGCGCUGCUACCAGUCCCACAACACCCACGAACCCCUCUAACCUUACAGCCGCUGAAGCGGACCUGGCCAAGACUACCGCCAAGCCCGGCGAGAGUCCUUCAGAUGGCCUGUUUAUCUUCAAGCUCGUCCCGCCCAAAUCGGGUUUGGCAAAAGGUGUCAACUUCACCAAACCAACUGUGCAUUACUUCGCCGUGAACUCGCGGCAGGAAGGACGACUGUGGAUGGCGGCGCUGAUGAAGGCGACGAUUGAUCGGGAUGAGGAUGGCGUUGUUACUACCACGUACAAUCAGAAGACGAUUAGUCUGGCCAAAGCGCGGGCGAGGAGGGAGAGGCCGCCGGCGCUUAAGGAGGAGGGUGAGGGUGAGGUGAGGGAUGGUGAUGAGGAUGGGGAAGUGGAGGAGAGGGCGGAGUUGGAGGGGAGUGAUGUACCCGAGGAUGGUGGGAGUCAGCGGGGGCUCGGAAUUGGGAAUGUUGCGGGGUUGGAUCGGAGUCGGGAUGCUUCUGUGGGUGCGGAGGGGAAAGAGGGUGAGAAGAAGGUGAAGGUGGAGGUGGAGGUGGAGGUGGAGGGCGGAAAGGGGGUGGCGGUGCAGGAUGUUGGGAGUUUGGUACCGCCUGAUGCUGCGGUGAUUACCCCGAAUGGGACGGAGUCGGCGGUGGUGGUGGUGGAUGAGAAGGAGGCUGUUCCGAAGCCGCAGUAUGGGAUGUUGUCGUAGGGUGGCAGGAAUUGUUUUGGUGUGUGACUGUCACUGCUGGCGUGAAAGUUUUUGGAUGCGAGUGGAAGAGCAAACAGGCUUACGGAUGAUACGACAUGCAAUCCAACCCCCCUAUGACGGGCUAAUGUAGACUGCGUAAUAGGAGAAUAAGGAGGAAAGAGAUAUCGAGACGAAAUCAUGGCUAGCUAUCCACUUUCAUCCAUGGCGCAUCCAUUCC
Messenger RNA from Baudoinia panamericana UAMH 10762, 3706 nucleotides. RefSeq lists its product as uncharacterized. The transcript has 2 exons. The coding region runs from base 340 to 3489 and encodes 1049 amino acids. Gene Ontology annotation, biological process: actin cytoskeleton organization. Gene Ontology annotation, molecular function: protein binding. Lineage: Eukaryota; Fungi; Ascomycota; Dothideomycetes; Mycosphaerellales; Teratosphaeriaceae. Gene Ontology annotation, cellular component: plasma membrane. The record is from RefSeq and is a predicted model, not a curated record.